UCGCUAAAGAUUACUCUUUUUUUUAAUUAAUAUAUGUAUAUUUUUGCAUGGCCAUAUUUUGCCAAAAAGAAACCACACGCUUAUUUUAGCUUUCGCGUGCUUUUUUGGCAUUUUCCAUCUGAAGCCUGGCUCUAUGAACAUUUCCUUGGUGGCACGAUCCCGCAAAUAGUGGCUGCUCCCGUGUGGAGCCGGUCGAGGUGAUGUGAAAGGGCCAUUUAAGAGUCAUCAGAUUAAACUGAAAGCAUGUCUUUGACUUGUGGGAAGAAGUCAGAGUUCCUGGAGAGAAAAUGCAAGUUCAACACUGACGGUAUCCCAGCUGGGAAUUGGACCAGGGCCCAUUCUUACUAUUGAUGACAGAAAGUGCCUUUUCAAAUGUUACUACUGAAAGCUGCAUUACCAGUGUGCGUGCCACAUUUGCAUAGCUACAUUUACUACUUCUGAUACUUAAAGGAGCUGCAUUGAAGAUACCUCCACUACAAUUGAAUGGUCUUUGUCUAUCUGGAUUUUUAUUUUUUAAUGUCCUUUGAGACUAAGAAGAUUCUAGAUAUACUGUGAAAAGAAUGCUGCCAAAGCUCAAAGAACUGACACUUUUUCAGAGUUUAAUCAAUACCAGCAAGUGGUUUGCACAUAAUUAAUAUUUUAUUAAAAAAAGCCACUGCUUUGACAUAAUUUCAUUUAUAGUAUUUGUGUCAGCAACACACUCAAGGAGCUCAAACAUUUUAUCCGUUUGAAGUGUUACUGAGCAUGUACUCUUUCGGCAGCCAUAUCUUACAAGUGAAAGAGACUGUUGAGUGACUGGUUGCAUAUGUGAGCUGAUUAUUCUUAUACCUCACUCAUGUGGGUUUAAUAGUCUGCUUUUAUGAUCUUAUGACAAGUCUACACAUUGUUCUAAUUUUCUUUUAAAUACAUUUUAAUACAUAUAUAUUUAUUUAAAAAGAAAACCAUUUGGAUUGAUUCACUAAUCUUUAUUUGCACUCUGAAAAUUGGACAUGGCUUUAAAUAUUACAUCAAUACGUGAUACAAAAUGGCUGACCCUGGAAGUCUGCAGACAGUUUCAGAGAGGAACCUGCUCACGUUCUGAUGAGGAAUGCAAAUUUGCUCACCCGCCGAAGAGCUGCCAAGUUGAAAAUGGAAGAGUCAUUGCCUGCUUUGAUUCACUUAAGGGACGGUGUACAAGAGAAAACUGUAAAUACCUCCAUCCUCCUUCACAUUUGAAAACACAGCUAGAAAUAAAUGGGCGUAACAACCUCAUUCAGCAAAAAACAGCUGCAGCAAUGUUGGCUCAGCAGAUGCAGUUCAUGAUUCCUGGUACAGCCAUGCAGCCAGUACCCACUUUUCCUGUUACUCAAGCUUUAGGAACAAAUCCUGGUCUAAGUUUUGCACCAUACCUUACUCCAGUAACCCCCAGUGUUGGACUAGUACCAACGGAAAUGCUCCCCAGCACACCAGUUAUUGUUCCUGGAAGUCCUCCAGUAUCAGUACCAGGAUCAUCUUCUACACAAAAGCUUCUGAGGACAGACAAGUUAGAGGUUUGCAGGGAAUUCCAGCGUGGAAACUGUGCAAGAGGGGAAACUGACUGUCGCUUUGCUCAUCCUUGUGACAGUGCAAUGAUUGACACAAGUGAUAACACUGUCACAGUUUGCAUGGAUUACAUCAAGAGUCGCUGUUCAAGAGAGAAGUGUAAAUACUUUCAUCCUCCAGCACAUUUGCAGGCCAAAAUUAAAGCAGCACAACACCAGGCCAACCAGGCCGCUGUGGCAGCACAAGCUGCAGCUGCAGCCAUGACUCAGUCGACUGCCAAAGCAAUGAAGCGACCCCUCGAGGCAACUGUAGAUCUGGCAUUUCCAUCUAGUGUUCUGCAACCUCUACCAAAGAGACCAGCGCUUGAAAAAAGUAAUGGUGCCAGCACCGUCUUUAACCCUAGUGUAUUGCACUACCAACAGGCUCUAGCCAAUGCACAAUUACAACAACCUACUGCGUUCAUACCUACAGGAUCUGUGUUGUGCAUGACACCUGCCACCAGCAUUGAUUAUCCUGAAGUAAUCAACAAAAAAGGAAUGAAGUGUCAAGAUGCUGCACUACACACCCCAAAACAGCCGCUGUGUAAAUACUACCUUUCCUCCUCAUUAGAGCUACAACAGCCUGCAUGCUAAGAGUAUAAUUAUGGAUAAAUCAUUACAUAUAACAUUUAAGUGCUUUUGUGUGUGUGUGUGUGUGUGUGUAUAGAUAUAUAGAUAUAUAUAAUAUAUAAACACACACACAAGCACCAAUUAUAUAUAUCUGUAAUGCAAAAUAUGUUAUCUUGUAAAUGAAUACAAUCAGAAUUGUACAGACUAUAUAUCUAAAGGUGGAUAUUUCAUUUUAAUGAUUGUUUUUAACAGUUCUCUAUAUGAAAAGUAGGUUAUUUUUUCCACCUAGCUGAUCAUGUUAAUGCACUCUUAGAAUAAUAUAGUGCUUAUUGUUAAGUGCUUGUUUGAAAAAGAUUUUAAACAGAAAACUAAAGCUUUUGCUCUAUAAUUAAGCAUAAUGUCCCAUAAUUUUUUGAAAAAACAUUUUAUUGCACUUAGGUUCUGAUCCUGACAAGAUAGUUUACUUUGGGAGGGAAUCAAUAAAUGAAUGUUAAACAGAUGGGUGACAUAUUGAGAAGAAUGAAUUGGUUAUUUGAAUGUGCAUUGUUACCCAGGAAAACCAAAACAAAAAUGUGACUGCUAGACUAAACAGCCGUGCAAACAUUUGUAUUUAUCCAUUUCCCAGAAAUGGAGUUGAUAAACCUUCGUAAUGUCCUGGGCUGGCAGUAAACAUUUUGGAUUCUCUAGUUUAGGGAACACAAUAUAAAAGAAUGCUUAUGUUUAUAAAUAAUGGCCAUUAAGAUGUUUGCUGUUGUCUCAAGUAACAGUGCCAAGGACUUUGAAAGAUUUCAUAGAUUGAUCAGAUCUAUCAAUUCUGGGUAUUAAUUUGGGUACAUUGUGUCUGCAGGCAGACUUGACAAAUGUGAUUCAGAUCAUUAAUCAAUUUAUAUGAAACAGACAUUUGAUUUCAUUCAGUUGUCCUUUCAGAACGUUAAAGAGCAGGGGUAUAUAAAAAUGUAUAAUGUCAGUGCUUUCAAAAAAGAACAUUUUAGUUCCUUAAAGAUAAUAAAGAAGUGCUUUCAGAACCAUCCUCCAACAGUUCCCGGUUUAAUUUUGAACGAUCAAUAGAAGUGCCUAAGUAUUACACAUUUCAAGCCCAAAAGGAUGUAAUUUAAAAAUAUUAACUGAAAAAUUAUUGGAUGUUGUCCAAAAACGUACCUGUUAGUUCUAAGUCGACACACAUUAUGAUGACAGGGUUAUUAGUUUUUAAAAUACAAGAAUGUUAUUUUAAUUAAGUCAUUUUAGAGUAGAAUCUGAGGUAAUGAUAAUAAGUAAAUAAAAGUUUAAUUUGAAACAAGGCGAUGCAUCAUGGCUUUUAACAUUUCAAAAACAUUAAGCUUUGCUGAGGUGCAAUUUUCUAAAUAUAAAAAUCUGUUCUAGUUUUGUUUUAUCUAUUGCAAUUUCCUAAAAAGAUGUGCCACAAAAUUUAAUAAUCAUUGCUUAGCUUUCAAGCUAGUAAAGUGUUUAUAUUAUCAUUUAGUGCAACUAUUUGUACCAAACUUUGUCUCAUAGGCUACAUGUUGGCACUGAACAUAAAUCAACAAUUAAUAUCCCUUUUACAUACAUAUAUUUGUGUGUAUAUAGUAUGUAUGUGUGCACUGUGUGUGUCUUUCAGAAUUAACCACAGUGCUAUUUUAAAAUUGGAAAACCCAUAAGCUCUGCUUGCUUGGCACAAUUUGGGCACCCACCCCGUGAUUUUCAUUCAUUGUAUUUUUUUCUUCACAAAAGUUACAGUUUUAAUGUAAUUUUUGAUGUUGAAAGUGAUUUAUAGAUAAGUUUUUGUCAUAAUUUUAAACUUUUAUGUUAAAUAUUAGUCAUAGAAAAAUAUUGUAACCUAUUAUAUUUUAAAAUGAAUGUAAUUUAUUAAGCUAAGCUUAGUUCUACUGGUUGGAUUGUUCAGAAAAGCUGGUCUCUUGGAUCAGCUCCUAAGAAGAAAUUCUGAAGCUUGUUUCUGGUAUGGGUCACCAUUUGUGACUGCAGGUGUAUUUUCUUACUGCCUUCAUCACCUUUGCAGGGCAAUGGAAAACAGUGUGAAAGAGGCUUUAGAAUUGCUUGUAUUAUGUAAAAAUGUCUAUUGUAAAGGUAAUAUUCUACCAAAAAUAUGUACUUUCACUGUAGUUUAGUAGUAUUUCAUAACAAUAUUAAGUUGUUAGAAUUAUUACAGUUCUGUAUUUUUGUAAAUUAUGUAAUUGUUAAGUUCAAGGACUGAUUUUUUUUUUUC
This is a messenger RNA of Polypterus senegalus (gray bichir), 4350 nucleotides long. It is a transcript of the gene mbnl2, whose product is annotated as muscleblind-like splicing regulator 2. Gene Ontology annotation, molecular function: metal ion binding. The transcript has 10 exons. Lineage: Eukaryota; Metazoa; Chordata; Cladistia; Polypteriformes; Polypteridae. Bases 990 to 2153 code for a protein of 387 amino acids. The record is from RefSeq and is a predicted model, not a curated record.